GGCCGCAGCCAUUUUUUAAGGCUCUUUUCUUUAAUUUUGCAACUACCAGCGCAGAGGGGUGGGUUCUCGGAAGCUGAGCACAGCUGGAGCAGCUAGGACCACAGCUGGAAGCGGGGGCCCCUGCAGGGCGGGCAGCGGCUAGGAGCUGCCCAUUGGACUGGCGGGGUGCGCGCGCCCCCUGCACCCCGUACACAUCGGGGCCGGCCCAUGCUCGGGCCGGCUGAGAGGUUUCACAUCUGGGGCUGGGCCGGGGAAACGGGAUACUGUACGCAGUUGGCGCGGCCGAUGCGCCGAACCGGAGGGUGAGGUCGCGCGGCGGGGCUGGAAGAGCUCUGGCACCUACAGAAGGAGCCCGGGACGGCAAAGGAGCUGCCGCGAUGCCAGGCGAAAAUGUCUUCCUGUUCGUGCCUAACCUCAUCGGUUAUGCCCGGAUCGUCUUCGCUAUCAUUUCUUUCUACUUCAUGCCUUGCUGCCCCCUCACGGCCUCGUCCUUCUACCUGCUCAGCGGACUUCUGGAUGCUUUCGAUGGACACGCUGCUCGAGCCCUUAAUCAAGGGACCCGGUUUGGGGCCAUGCUGGAUAUGCUGACGGACCGCUGCUCCACCAUGUGUCUGCUGGUCAACCUGGCCCUGCUGUACCCUCGAGCAACCCUUCUCUUUCAGCUCAGUAUGAGCUUGGACGUGGCCAGCCACUGGCUGCACCUCCACAGCUCUGUGGUCCGAGGCAGUGAAAGUCACAAAAUGAUCGACCUGUCUGGGAAUCCGGUGCUUCGGAUUUACUAUACCUCCAGACCUGCUCUGUUCGUUCUGUGUGCUGGAAAUGAGCUUUUCUACUGCCUCCUCUAUCUGUUCAGUUUCUCCGAGGGACCACUAGUUGGCUCUGUGGGUCUUUUCCGCAUGGGCCUCUGGAUCACUGCCCCCAUUGCGUUGCUGAAGUCCGUCAUCAGUGUCAUCCACCUGAUCACAGCCGCCCGCAACAUGGCUGCCCUGGACGCGGCAGACCGUGCCAAAAAGAAAUGACCCUGGAACCUCCAGUCCCCCAGCGCCCACUUGCCCUGGGAGUCUCACUGUGCCACACGGCUCCCCUUCCCCUCCUAGGAGGUCCCAGUCUUACAUCUUCCUAAUGUGUUGUCCAGCCCACUGGGAUAGGGGUCAGCCUCUCUUUGGUGAUGUCAUGUUCUCCAAACUCCUGAGGACUAGUCCCACCCCUGUGAGCCCCAAGGACGUGGGCUUCUGUUGAGGAAGGAUACUCAAGGGCCCCACCUAUACAGGUGAUGAUACCCUGGGGCCCCAGGAGGCCUGAGGAUUGGGCAUUGUCAUGCCCUGCUGACACAGCCCUGGAGGCUGGCUUGGCCAAGAUUUUAGGGACACUUGAGUGAGGGAGAUGAUGUAGGGGCCAGGGUCCCCAAAAGGCAGGGGAGUCAGGCUUCUACCCCUGGGCAGAGGCAGCCUGGGGGUGCCACACCCAGGAGGGAAGGGACCUUCUAGAUCCUUCUCUGUUGCAGUUUCCUCUGUCCUGUCUACCCUGGACCUGGAAGCCUUGAUAAUAAAGGUGGGAACUUCACUAUCUGGACUUGGUUUCCUUUGAGAAACUCUUGGACCAGGGCCUGGGUCCAGGGGAGCCUUAGGGAAAAAAGGAAAAUGGAGCUGGGUCCCUAGUUUGCUGACUGGCUCCUUUCUGCUGUUCCACGGUACCCUCAGAGGCCCUCUCUGCCACCCAAGCACAUGCCAUGUUGUCUCUACCCACCUGCUUUAUAAUGUUAUUUAUAACAUUGUCUGCAUUUAUUUGUAUUCUUGGUAUUUUCUACCCCCACUAGGAUGUAAACUCCAUGAGGGCACCUACUUUUCUUGUUCCCUUCUCUGCCCCUGGAGUGAAGACUAACCUUAACGUGCCGUAUAGUAGCUACUUAGUAAAUAUUUGUGAACAGAUCGGUUGGUUUCUCAAAGUGUACUCUAGGGAUAGUGGGCCCAGAAGUCUGCAAUUUUAACAGUUUUUGAGCACCUAGCAUGUACUAGACAUUGUUCUGGGCAUCAGUCCCUAACAGCUACUCCUACUAUUUGAGCUUUCUCUGCCGCCUGGCACCUGCUUUCUUUUUGAAAACUAUAUUGGGCCUGCCAUCUGCCAGACCCUGUACUGGGGGUUCUUUGCAGAUGUUACUCAUUUAAUCCUCAUAAAGCUCAGCCAAGUGGCCCAAGAGGCAGUUGGUGUCCAGAAGAGCUGAAACUUAGCUGAUGUGUAUUGAGCUUCAACUCUUGUUCUAGGCACAGAGGACUCAGUGGGGAGCUCUGCAGCUGGCUUCCGAGCCCUCUUGGAGGUCACAGUCACAGAGGAGCAAAAACGGAUUGGUUAGGGAGUAGAAACCUCGCUUGGGUUUGGUGAAGGGGGUGGGUAACCCAAGCUGCAUAGGGAUUGAGGAGGGAAGGGCUAGCAGAGGAGGGAAGGGCUAGCAGAGGAGGGAAUAGUACAGUGGCAGGGAGGCCAGAGAGCACCCUGGGAAACUGCAGAAAUGGAAGUAGAUCAAUUCAGCUGAAACACUUAAGUGCUGGGGGUGAGGUGGGGCGCUGAUGAGAGAUGAGGCAGAAGAAGCCAGCAGGACGGCCUGAGGAGCCUUGUAGGGCAUUUAGACUUUAUCCUGAGGGCCACACGGAGCUGCUGAGGGGAUUUUUGUUUUAAAUAGGUAAAAUAUUCACAUAAAACUUCCAACACUGUAGAAGGAUGACAAAAUAGUCUCUUCCCGCCUCAAGCUGUCAGCUCUCCCUAGAGGCAACCACUACUACUAAUUUCUUGUGUAUUUGUCUAAAUAAAUCCCUUACAUCUGUACAUAGAGAUUUCCAUAUUUUAAAAUUCAUUCUAUAUAUUCGCUGCUCUGCUAACAAGUUACCGCUGUUCUAAGUGCUUUUUUGUGUUAUUUCAUCUAAGAACCGUUACAUACGAUAUGAUAAUCCUGUUAUUGUGCUCAUUCUACAGACAGGAAAUUGAGGUCCCUGAGAGGGUCCCAAACUGGCCAGUUUGGCUCCAGAGCCUGCCCUCUUAACACUGAGGGUACUCAGCGCUGCCGUUUCGGCAGUCCUCAUAAUGGCUGCACACUGUUCCGUGAAUUAUUUAAUCAGGUCCUGCUACUGUGAACAAUGCUACGCUGCAGCAGACCGUCUUGGACCUCUUUUGGAGACAGUUGGGAUGGACACUGAAAGGCUUUAAGCAGGGCAGUGGCAAGGAAGGAUUUUGGCUCGAGAAGGAUAAUGCACAAAGCUGAGUUGCCCCUCCAACUUCCAGUGUGCCCCUGUCCGGCUUCCUGCUCCCAGUCAAGGUGGGGGACGAAUAAGGGGCAGCUUGCGCCCUGAGAGGGCGGUAGGAAAGGUGCCCUCCCAGCUCCUGCUCUGGAGCUCUUUUUCCUUCCCAUUGUCCUUUGCGAGUCAGCUGUCUUCUCCAGCCAAACGAGCCCUCUGAGCACUCGCCCAGGCCUAAGAGCAGGGAACCCUCUGCCCUGCCAGUUCCCGCAGCCCCAACUGGCUCCUUAGUGCUUACAGUGACGUCAGAAGUCUGUAACUUAUCCAGCUCUGUGUGAGCUAAGAAAAGGAGGGCGAAUUGGGGAGGAGAGUGUAAGCACCUUCCACUCAAGUAGAAGCACUGAGGACCCCAGGAAGGGCUUUUUAGCCCCUCUCCCAUGGGAGAGGUCUGGAAGUCAGUCUGCUACCUUCUGUCCCAUGUCCAGUGGCUGGACUGAACUCAAGAAGAACCUGCAGAGCACAGACCCUGCAUUCAUAGCCUGGAACCUGUGACCUGUGACCCCUUGGGGGUUUAGGGUAGGGAGUGGGGAAUAGGGGAAGUCUGGGCUGAACUGGGUCCCAAAAAAACCAAACCCGUUGCCGUCAAGUUGAUUCUGACUCAUAGUGACUCUAUAGGACAGAGUAGAACUGCCCCAUAGAGUUUCCAAGGAGCGCCUGGUAGAUUUUGGUUAGCAGCCUUUUGGUUAGCAGCCAUAGCACUUAACCACUACACCACCAGGGUUUCUGAAUUGGGUCCUGGAGUCACUAUAUUUGAUCUACGGAAUCUAGUGGAGCCACACUGUAUGUGCAGUAUAACUUUCUGGAAUUCAACUAUAUGCUUGUGGACAGAAGGAAUAACUACCAUGCAGAAAUUGCAUUUGCUCAUUCCACUCAAUAAGCCUGUGCCUCAGAGAGGGCAUGAGAUCUUACCAAGACUGCUGUUCUCUCAGGUGGUCUUGGGUCUCAAAGUGUGAUCAAAAGUAACACUAGCUAUUGUAACAAACCCCAAAAUGUGUGGUGGCUCUACCACGAAGGAAGUUGAUUUCUAACUCAUGUAAAGGCCUGUCAGGUGCUCCUGACUGGGAAGCUUCUCCUGCAAGCAGUGAUUCAGGGACUCAGGCUGCUCCCAUCUUAGAGUUCCGCUAUUGUUAACACAUGGCUUCCAAGAUUGCCCUGCCUAUUUGCAUCAUGCAUGAGGCUUGGGAAGGCAUGGAAUUAGCACAUGUUACUUCCAUUCACAUUUCAUUGGUUACAACUCAGUCACAGGGAUGCAUCGAAGUGCAAGGAGGUUGUGAAAUAUAGAUUCGUGUGUGGGCCUAGGAAGAAGAGGAAAUAGGUUUGAUAAAUAGCAUCUGACCAUGCUGAAUGUGAUUCUGCUGUUUAAAGACAUAGAUUCUUAUAAAAUGGGUCCUUAAACAUAUCAGUUACUUCAUCUGGUACUCAACCAAAGAAAAGCCCAAUGCUGGAGAAAAACAGAUGGGCUGUGUUGAAUUUAAUCGGAGAUCAUACUGUACUGUAUUUUAUGGGCAAUUUAAGAGACUUUCAAGAGUAAUUUGGUAACAAGUGUUUGUCCCUGAAGGGAUUGACUUGGAAUCUGGCUCUGAUGUAAACUGAGCUCCACUAUUUCCAGCAAGGCCUAUUUGCCUGUCACUGGGAUGUAUCUGUCCCACUCUACAGUCAGUGCUGGGUCCAUCCUCAUGCAUACAAUUUAAAGAGCGGUUUCCCAUGUUACCUAAUUGGGUCUUACAAUCCUGCGAGGUAGAUGUAGCAGUCAGGCUAGGCUGCCGAUGCCAUGGAGUGCAGCCCUGGAGGCCUUGAUGGGGUGAGAUCUAUGGGCAGGGGUGGGGGGUGGGGUGGGCAGUGAGGAGCUAGGGCACGUCCUCUGUGGGAACAGGAAGGAAGACAGGGAGUUCAGAUGCCAAUGGUUUGUUAGAUUUGCUGCUGGGAGGGGGCGGACUUUCCUGCCCAAUUUGCUUCUAUUUUCUCAAUGAGGUGAGAGAAAGUGGGCCGAGGUGUAGUUGAGAAGAGAGGAGGUGUGAAUGGUUGUCUUGAAAGGGGAAUCCCACACAAGAUAGAGAAGGGUAGUCAGAGCCCAUUAGGCCUCCCUUGAAAUUUGCUGCCAUGAGUUUCAAAUGAGAUCUAUCAGCAGGGUGGGGUAUUUCUCUUCCAACAGCAUGCAGCUAGUCAGGCGCAGGCAGGCAGGCACGGCAAGGGGUGGUUGGUAGAAGAAGGGAUGGGAUUUUCCCACUAAGUGUCAUGGGGAGGGGGAGGGGCGAGGGAGUUAAGGGAGGUUUCAAGUCAGUGAUUGCACUGAUAGACCCUUUAAGCUGGACAAAGAUGAAAAUGAAAAGGAGGUUGUGGAUGAUGAGAAAGUUGUUGAGGUUAACACUGAAGCUUUGAGGUAGAGAAAUGGCUGCUUGGAAGGUGAGGAUGGGGCAGCAAGGUUGAGGUUUUAGAGGCUAUGUGGUUAUUAGCAAUGACAAGGUCAAAGGAUGCCAAUAGGAGCGGGGACUGAGAUGGGAAGGAACCUACCACAUAUCCACUUCGGCCAAUCUUGCCUACUUGUCACCCAUCCCUAGAGGCCCUUAGUAAUAAACAAUGCUAACUUUUAACACUUAAUAUGCACCAGGAACCAGAUUCAGAGCUCUAAAUUAAUCGCCUCUCCUAAGGGAAAAGGUAGGAGAGCUUUGGGAGGAUGGGAGGCUGACUCACUUACCUAUUCCAUCAACAUUGAGCCAGCACCACUGAGUGCUAUGGACUAAACAAAGACAGUCCUUGCCUCAACAAACUCAUACUUGAGUGGAGCCAUUGGCCACACAAAUGCAACUCAGCUUAAAAAGAUAGAAGGCCCAUGGUGUUAGGCCCCAGUAGGGGAAAAGGAAUAAGACCCUAAGAAGAAGUCAUCCAUUACAUUUGCACCUUCACACCAACCCUAUUCAGUAGGGGAAUUGCUGGCCCAUCUCAUAGACAAGGAAAGGAGGUCAGAGAGGUUGAGUUGCCUCCUGUAGCCAUAUGGUGAGUAAGCCCAAGCUUUUCCCUCCUCCCCUGGGAUCUUUUCAUUCCCUCAGCACCAACCAGGCAUGCCUAGCAUCUAUAGCUCUACUACCUGGAAGGGACUGGUGCACCUUAUAGCAUCCACUUGUGCAACCAGACUGAUCGUGCCUGGCUCCUUCCCCUUUCAGCAGAGCUUCUAGACUUAGACUCUGAAGAAAGACCUGGCAUUCUACUUCUGAAAAUCAGUCAAUAAAAACCAUAUGGAUCAGAACAAUUCAAUCCGCACCUAUUACGUGGAUGGCACGGACAGAAUUUUGUUCCAUUGUACAUGGGGUCACCAUGGGUUGGAAGUCGACUCCACGGCAGCUAACAACAACUGAUUAUGUUAGCUCCCUCCCUCCAUGCUUCCAAAGAGCCCAGACCAGAAGCUCAGGGACCUACUCCAGUUCCUACUGCCCCUGGGCAAGAUCCUCCUCCCUGAUCUGAGGAGGGACAUACUGAC
This is a messenger RNA of Trichechus manatus latirostris (Florida manatee), 6762 nucleotides long. It is a transcript of the gene CDIPT, whose product is annotated as CDP-diacylglycerol--inositol 3-phosphatidyltransferase. Gene Ontology annotation, molecular function: CDP-diacylglycerol-inositol 3-phosphatidyltransferase activity. Gene Ontology annotation, cellular component: Golgi apparatus; membrane. Bases 378 to 1019 code for a protein of 213 amino acids. The record is from RefSeq and is a predicted model, not a curated record. The transcript has 6 exons. Gene Ontology annotation, biological process: phosphatidylinositol biosynthetic process. Lineage: Eukaryota; Metazoa; Chordata; Mammalia; Sirenia; Trichechidae.